Penicillium subrubescens is the source of this 429-nucleotide messenger RNA. RefSeq names its product serine palmitoyltransferase small subunit family protein. Bases 1 to 429 code for a protein of 142 amino acids. The record is from RefSeq and is a predicted model, not a curated record. The transcript has a single exon. NCBI's taxonomy places the organism in Eukaryota, Fungi, Ascomycota, Eurotiomycetes, Eurotiales, Aspergillaceae.
AUGCAGUCCUUCUACACGUCCAACACCGAUAUGUCGCACGCGCCGGCCGCGAUGGAUGAGCUCAUCAGAAAGUACUCGUCUGCCAGCGCUCCCGCAGCAUUCCGCGCACAACGGUCGUUUUACCCCUUCAAGCGAUUCUUCGACCGCGUCCGUCUAGAGUAUUACCGCUAUGAAGUCACCUUCGGCCUAUACGUGAUGACACCCAGCGAGAAGCUUGUUGCCAAUACUUUUGUGGUCGUGGUCCUGUCUCUACUGCUAUGGGCUUUGCUGCUAUACUUCCCGUCGCUCCUAUACCACAAGCUCGGCCGCCUCGUAUGGUUGCUGACGGGCCACAGUAGCCAGGAAGUGGGAACUGCAUUGGGGAUUUUGGAAAAUAACGGCAACGCGAUCUCGCCCGCUUCCAUGGCAGAGCAUGCCGUCCCUUCAUAA